Messenger RNA from Glycine soja, 1413 nucleotides. RefSeq names its product probable mannitol dehydrogenase. The record is from RefSeq and is a predicted model, not a curated record. Gene Ontology annotation, molecular function: cinnamyl-alcohol dehydrogenase activity. The transcript has 5 exons. Gene Ontology annotation, biological process: lignin biosynthetic process. Bases 106 to 1191 code for a protein of 361 amino acids. NCBI's taxonomy places the organism in Eukaryota, Viridiplantae, Streptophyta, Magnoliopsida, Fabales, Fabaceae.
GCCUUUUCAAGACACGUGAGUCCCAAAUUUCGUUUGUGAGACAUGCUAGGCACAAUUUUUGUUAUUCCUAUCUUAUCUUAACAUUGUUUCUUGGAGUUGAUUGAGAUGGCAGUGCAACCUGAAAUUGAGCAUCCCAGGAAGGCCUAUGGAUGGGCAGCUAGGGAUACAUCUGGUGUUCUCUCCCCUUUUUGGUUCUCUAGAAGGAAAACAGGGGAGAAAGACGUGACAUUUAAAGUGUUGUAUUGUGGAGUAUGCCACUCGGACCUUCACAAGUUGAAAAAUGAAUGGAGUGAUUCCAUCUAUCCCCUUGUCCCUGGCCGUGAGAUUGUUGGAGAAGUGACAGAGGUGGGAAGCAAAGUAGACAAGUUCAAGGUUGGAGACAAAGUAGCUGCGGGAUGCUUGGUUGGGUCCUGCCACUCAUGCCAAAACUGUGUCAACAAUCUUGAGAAUUAUUGCCAACAAGUGAUUCCCACAUAUGGUGCAAAGUAUGUGGAUGGCACCAUCACAUAUGGGGGAUUCUCAGACUUCAUGGUAGCAGAUGAGCACUUUGUUGUCAACAUUCCAAGUGCCCUACCUCUUGAUGCUGCAGCUCCUCUCCUUUGUGCAGGGAUCACAGUGUAUGGUCCUUUGAGAUAUUUUGGGCUUGACAAACCUGGCAUGCAUCUGGGUGUGGUUGGUCUUGGUGGACUAGGCCAUCUGGCUGUCAAAUUUGCAAAAGCCCUUGGCUUGAAGGUCACUGUCAUCAGUACCUCUCCUAAAAAGAAAAAUGAAGCCAUACAACAUCUUGGAGCUGAUUUUUUUGUGGUCAGUAGAGACCAAGAUCAAAUGCAGGCUGCAAUGUGCACCUUGGAUGGUAUAAUUGAUACUGUUUCUGCAGUCCACCCUCUCAUGCCCUUGAUUGAUCUAUUGAAGUCUCAUGGGAAACUAGUAGCUGUUGGGGCACCGGAGAAACCUCUGGAAUUGCUUCUCCCACCUUUAAUUUUGGGGAGAAAAAGUAUAGCGGGUAGUUACAUUGGAGGAAUCAAGGAGACACAAGAAAUGAUUAAUUUCGCUGCUGAACACAAUGUUAGACCGGAAAUUGAAGUAAUUCCUAUGGAUUAUGUGAACACAGCAAUGGAGCGUCUCCAGAAAGCCGACGUUAAAUAUCGAUUUGUGAUUGACAUUGGAUACACAUUGAAGCCACACUAUUAGUUUUGGGCCGAGUCAAAAAACAGAGAAUGACCAUUGACCAAGGGAAGGGAACACUACAAUAAUACAAAGCACUCUUAAGGAUGUUUAAUAUUCCUUGUGUUAUUCUCCUAGAUCUUUUGUAUCCAUUUUUAUUUUGAAUAAAGGGAACAGAAUAAUUGCAUUCACUAAUUUUGGUGUGCCAUAUCCAUGUUAUAUAUAUUAUGGGAAACAUGCAUUUGAGAA